AUGAUUUUCUUGAUCGCAAUUUUGUUUCUGGCCAAAUUUUGCGAUUGCUCAUAUUAUGAAAAAAAGCGGUUGGAUGUGAGACAAUUUAAUUUGGAUGAGGUUUGGAGAAUUUCUAGAUUUUGGGCACGCAAUUUCUGAUUUCAGAUAAGUCUGGAACCUGCUCCAAAACCUGGAUUUCUGAUCAAUGCAACACAGGAUGCUAUAGAACAAUUUAUGGCGAUUUAUAGGACUCCGGGAAUUGCGCAAGUUCGAAAGGUUUGGGAAUUUUCACUAACAUGAGCAAUGCUCAAAAAUUUAAAUCUAUAUAGUUUUAACAAAAAAAAAAUCCAGAAAAUCUACUGUUUCAAAAUUUCUCUUAUAGGUUUGGUGACUUUAUAAGGCUAUAAUUAUUUUUUUUUUCAAAAUUUUUUUUAAAAUAAAAUCCUCCCCAAAAAACUCACCUUGAAGAUCCAUCAAACAUCUAUCAUUUUCAUUCUCUCCAGUGAUUUUCGAAAUCACAUUCAAAAAUCCUCAUUUUCCAGUGAAAACCUGUUUUUAAACAUAAAAUAACAUUGGUCCGCGAGUCAAAAGCGGUUGAAUUCAACAAAAACAACAAAAUUUUCAAAUCAAAAUCUUUAUUCAACAAGGAAAACAACGAAAAACUAGCGGACAAACACUUCGAAAAAAACAAAAACAAAACUACGACACUCCGCUUGCCUGUUGUUUAUCGUAUUUCAACAGAGCGGCGUUUUGAAUUAGCUUUUUUUUUUUGAAAAAAAUGUUUUUUUUUCAGCUUUUCCUUUGUAUCCGAUGUUCUAUUCCAAAAGUCCCUCUUUCUUAGUACAAUUUUUUAAAAUUUUAAUUGCUCUACCCUAUUUGAAUUUAGUAAAUGAUUCUGAAAACGCAUCGCUUGACCGCAACGCGUCCAACGACAUUGAUAGAUUUUCACGUGGAGUCUAGAGAGUUAGGGUAACUUGUAUGGUCCGCAAGCUUCCGGGUAAAUCUAGGCAGCGAGAGUGAAGUUAGAGAGGGAUUAGAGACGCAGAGGAAACGAAAAAGAGAGAAGUUUAGAGAGACUAGGUAACACGAGGAAUUGAGAGAGUCUAGACGAUUAGAGACGGUUAGAGAACACGAAAUUUUUUUUACUAUCUUUUUGCAGAUGACAGAACUAGAUGUUCUCGUCGGAACCCUUCGCACAGAAGUUCAACAAUCCUACACAGCUUUCAAAGCCGAAUCGAUUCUUUUGAAACUCGCGCAAGAUGAACGACUUCAAGAAGUCGCUGAGAAGGUAUGCGAACUUAUCGAAAAUCCCAUCUGUACCACACGCUCCACCGAAAUAAACACGCAACGCAGACCGCGUCGCGUCACAACGAUUCAAAUUCCCUCCCUUUUUGUGUGUGUUGUGGCGCGACGCGGUCUGCGUUGCGUGUCUAUGCGAUUUUCGAUAAUAAAAUUUUUGAAAAUACACUACCGUACUUCGUUUUUUAAAGGCGCAUUACACAAUUGUGCAUCUAAACGCACUUCGAGACAUUAAAAUGGGAACAAAUGAGAGGAAGGCGAGGACUGAGAUGAUGUUUAGCGAAUUUUCGGAUUUUGUGGUGAGUUAGGGGGAAACGGUGUACACCGCAAGCUUCCGCGGAAGCGGCACUAUCUUCCGCGCAGCGGCAAAGUUACCCUAACUUUCUAUAUGAGCCAGAGAAGCUAUGGUACCUUUGCCGUGCCGCUUAUGCGGAAGCUUGCGGUCCACACUCACUCCGCUCGAAGCUUCCGCGCAGCGGCAAAGUUACCCUAACUUCUUUGAAUAAUCUAGAAAGAGGACCUUGCCGCUGCGCGGAAGAUAGUGCCGCUCACGCGGAAGCUUGCGGUCUACACUCGCUCCGCUCGCGGAAAACCCCAAAUUCAAUUGCAGGUUUCCGCAGUCAGCGAUGAAGUGAGCAACAUUCUCGAUUUAAUCAUGCGACAAAUGCUUCGAGCGAUUCUAUUCACUGACAAAAUGGCUGUAUAA
Molecule: messenger RNA, 1984 nt
Organism: Caenorhabditis angaria
Lineage: Eukaryota; Metazoa; Nematoda; Chromadorea; Rhabditida; Rhabditidae
Source: the annotation of a GenBank genome assembly